This is a messenger RNA of Ambispora gerdemannii, 2376 nucleotides long. The record is from the annotation of a GenBank genome assembly. NCBI's taxonomy places the organism in Eukaryota, Fungi, Glomeromycota, Glomeromycetes, Archaeosporales, Ambisporaceae.
AUGAAAUCCCGGUUCAGACCUCCAUUGCGGUUGUAUCGAGGAUUUUUGUACUCUACCACGUCGUCAUUGUCGCAACAAAUGUGGACCACGUCCCGGAUUAAUUUUAUGCGUACGUUACCGUUGCCACCGCCUGACGGAAUGGAUGAAAUUGCAUAUAUAAAAUUGGCUUUGUUGGAGAGAGGAUGCCAGUUUUGUCCGAGGAAAUCAAAACCAAGAGUAUAUUGGGCUUUUCGUGUACGCUGCUGUCGAAAGUGUUUGAACUCGAAAACUCAAAUUGAGGAAAUUGUACAAAAUUCAUCUCAGCAUAUACCUCAUGGUCUUGCAAUGAGGCUUCCUUACGCAAUAGUAGAAGAAAUUCGAUAUUUUUGGAAAGAUGAUGUGCAAGCUGCCAAACUGGAGUACAGCCAAAAAUCUUCUUCUCGUGAUCGACAUUUGUUUCUCGACCAGCUCACCAUAAAACGAGAUGAUAGAAUGGAAGAUGCGACCGCACGUGAAAUUGCUGCUAAACAAGGGAGAUCCGAGGAAAUUGCAGAAAAUAAAAAGAAAUUACUUGGUCUAAUUGAGCGCAUGUCUCAAGAACUGCAUGAUGACGGGAGUCCGGUAUAUCAAUUUGAGGCUCUUAAAAAGUGUCCGUCGUACCUUAGGGCUUCUUGUUCUUUAGAUAAGCCUCUGGACUUCACAUCGAUAAGACAUGACCUCGCUAAGGAGUAUUAUGAGAUUAUUACCGAAAGUGCGAGAAAGAAGAAACAAAGAAAUUUAUUACAACUAAUAAUUCUUCUUCGCACGUCAUUGAAGGAAGCAUAUCGCUACGAGCAGUCAAGGAAAGCAGCAGCACGGGACCCGAACAUCAGAGCAAUUCUUGAUAGACCAUCUUCAUCUACAAAAAAACACGCCGAUCAUGCUCUUGAGAUUUUAUUUCGUGUCACUGGUCAAAGAACCGAUUUAGCCACGACAUCAAAUUAUCGUUUUAUGCAACCUCUUGAUGACUGUGAAAAACUUUUGCGUUUUUGUUUUUCUUACAAUUGUACUCAUGAGCUGAACAGGUGGGAUGAAAGUUUCUUCUUGAAUACUUUGAUCCCAAGACUCUGUCGCGAAGCUGCUUCAAUCGAUCAACAGUAUCAACCUUGCUUCACUGUACGCAAAGCUCUUGCACAAGGAUGGGCGACACAACGUGUCUUUAAAUGUAGACUAUGUUCAAAUAGGAAGCAAUUUGAUUACACGGCCAUUAAACAACACUUGCAAAGUUUGCGACAUAAUUUACAAUCCUUCGAGGACGAUAAAAUGAUGAAACUGCAUUUAAUGCAUGGUAUAAUGUCCGAUGGUCCCAGUAGUUUCUGGUUGGCUCAUUUACCAAUACCAAAUAUCGUCGAUCCAAGAGAUGUCAUUGUCAAAGUCCGAAUUUCUGGUCUUUGUCCCACAGAUACUCAAACAUCUAAAUCGGUAGUCGGUGAACUUGACAAGCGUACUGUAAUGGGACAUCAAUUUGUUGCCCAAAUUUACGAUAUCGGCCCUUCCGUUAAAAAUUUCACUAAAGGAGAUUUAGUAAUGUGUCCCCCAAAGACAUCUUGUGGAGAGUGUUUCUAUUGUAAACGAGAUAUGACUUGUCACUGCGAUAAAGGACAACUCUUUGGUUGGUCUUCUAAUGGAAAGCGAUUUGACGGUGGACAAGCCGAAUACGUUCGCAUACCCUACGCCGAAACAUCACUAUUCAAAAUCCCAUCGGGAAUAAGUGAGAAAGAAGCUCUUUUAUUGGCAGAUUUCAUCCCGGUUGGAUUCUUUUGUGCUGAAAAUGCAAUGAAUCAAUUAUCGGAAGAAGAAAAAGCGAAAAGCGUGGUAGUCGUAGUUGGAUGUUCUCCUGUAGGGCUUGCCGCCAUUGCAUCGGCUAUAUAUAUGGGCGCCAAAAGAGUAUUUGCAAUCGAUCGAACACUAGAAAGAUUAAAAUUUGCGCACGCCUUUGGUGCUACUCCAAUUGAUGCAGUCACCGAAGAUCCAAUGGCGAUAGUAAGAAGAGCUACUGGUGGAAGAGGUGCAGAUGUUGCUUUAGUUGCAGACUUUGAAACAGAAAUUGAGCUCUCUCUAAAACUUAUAAGACCUGCCGGCAUUCUAUCAAUCGCCACCAUGAAUUGUCAGCCUCUAAUGGACAUAACAUACUCGGAGCAGGAUCUGGUCACCAUAUCGAAACAUUGUCCGAUACGUAAAGUAAUCCCAAAAGCUAUUCCUUUAGUUAAAUCAAAAAAAUUUGACUUUGAAAGCAUCAUCACACACACACUUCCAUUACGCGACGCUGAAGAAGGAUACAAGUUGGUUGGCAGUAAUCCGGAUUGUUUGAUGGUUGGAUUUCUUGUGGCUGAUCAAUACCCAGAAUUAAUAAUAUAA